Messenger RNA from Caenorhabditis briggsae, 1047 nucleotides. It is a transcript of the gene Cbr-teg-1, whose product is annotated as Protein CBR-TEG-1. Bases 1 to 1047 code for a protein of 348 amino acids. Gene Ontology annotation, cellular component: U5 snRNP. The transcript has 5 exons. The record is from RefSeq and is a predicted model, not a curated record. NCBI's taxonomy places the organism in Eukaryota, Metazoa, Nematoda, Chromadorea, Rhabditida, Rhabditidae.
AUGCCGAAAAGAGCCGUUUCAUUUGCCGACGAUAUCGAAACUCGAGUCUUCAAACGCGACAAAAAAGAGCUCGAAAAUGAGGAUCUUGAUAUUCCGAUGGAAGAAGACGUCGUCAAAGAGCGACCAGCUAUAGACGAGGAGGGCGAAGAAGAUAAGAAGAAGUUUCACACUCUUGAAUCCGACGAAGAAGAAGAAGAGGAUCAUAAACGUCUAGACACAAGAAAAGUGGAAGGACAAGAGGAUUGCGACAUGGAUUUUGAUGGGUCUAUCAAAAUUACGGCAUUCAAUAUGAAAGAAGAUGAAGAGGACGGCCACUUCGAUGAAACUGGAAAUUUCGUUUUUGAUAAGAAGGAGAAGGAUAUUCAGGACGCGUGGCUCGAUGGAAUCGAUUGGAGUACGGUUAAGAAAAAGGCAGGCGAUCAAUGGGAAGGCGAUGAAAAGAAAGAAAACGAGGAGGAAGAACCGGCACCAGUUACAAUGAGCGAUGCACGAAAGAAAGAAAUCUUCGAGCAGCUCGUUCAGCUUCUCCAACCAAAUCAAUCGAUUGCGAGAGCGUUAUCAGCGUUGAAGAAGAAAAAGGGAUUGAGCCCUGCCGAGGAGAGAAAAUUGAGAUGGGCAGCUAAGAAAGCUGGACAAGAGUUCCAAUCUACUGAUGGUCAAAAACAGACCGCUGUUCUGUCAGGGCUAGCAGAUGAGCUGAUUUCUGCAGGAUUUAUGGAUGCAUACGAGUGGCAUCGCGAGAAAAUCAACUUUCUGCUACAAAAAAUGAUUAGUACUGCUGCCGAUGAGCUCGACAUGUUCUCAGAUGAGCCAGCAGCUACUUCAUCAUCAGCCUCCGCUGUUGCAGUUACGGAGGGAGACGAAGACACAGUCAAGUGGGAGUAUAAGGCGAAUGAGGAGGCGAAAGUGGAGGGACCAUUCUCUACGACUGAAAUGAUGGAUCGUCAAACGAAAGGACUCCUCUCAGCUGAAGGAGUGGCCAGACGGGAAGGGACCAACGGGCAUUUCAAUCCAGUCUCCAGAAUUGAUUUUGAGUUGUAUUUGUGA